AGUCCAUGUCCAACACUCCAAAAUUGGACGCAUGGUUUCCAGGAACUCCUCCAGCACAGCAACCCCAGUUGAACCAAAACUUUAUGUUUAAUAACGUGGCUCUUGAUCCUUUCAAUGAUCCUUUCACCACUGCUGCCACCCCUCUGUUGAGUAAUCUCACUCUCAAUAGAAACAACGCAAAUGCUUCCACUACGACACAACCUCCAGGGCUUACCGGAGGUUUGGGCUACAGCGGUGUGUGGAACAACCUGGCCACCAAAUCCCGUAACAACACCAUUUGGAACAAUACUGGCUCCAUCUGGAAUAGCGGCGGUGUAAAUGGCACCUCCAGCCCCAACAUCUCCAACACCAAUCUCAACAACUUGAGUUCUACAAACCUCAACAACUUGAGUGCUACCAACCUCAACAACUUGAGUGCUACCAACCUCAAUGGAACCAGUGGACUUCCCGCACCAACCACCACCAACACUGAUCCACAUAUCAUCCACAGCGCUGCUGUUCAAGCAUUCCAGAUGCUCUCGACGUCCAACCUGCUCGAGUUUGGCAUGGCCAAAGGAUUCACUCUCUUCCAGGCCACCAAAAACAUCGUACCUCAAGUAUCAUUCAACUUCAACCAGUUUCUUGGGGCCUUGACCAACACUCCGUCGGCCUAUAAGUUUGAACUCAUAUACGACGACUUUGGCACCGUCAACUACAUCAAAGUGGCGGAUGCUACCGUCAACUCGCCGUACCAAAGCUCUUUGAACAUCAACUUAAACGGACAAGGGCCAUCUCCUACCUUAACCACACCCGAAACCACCCCGUUCCGAGUCCAAAACCAACUUCCCAACUCCCAAGCGUCACAGCCCAACCUCCUGAUCUCUCUUGCUGCUUCUGCUGCCCAGUACACACCGCCCCGAGGUUUUUGGAACUAGUUUCCCGUAUAUAUAGUGUAAUAUAUGUAUUAGCAGCCGAG
This is a messenger RNA of Yamadazyma tenuis ATCC 10573, 955 nucleotides long. The record is from RefSeq and is a predicted model, not a curated record. NCBI's taxonomy places the organism in Eukaryota, Fungi, Ascomycota, Pichiomycetes, Serinales, Debaryomycetaceae.